Molecule: messenger RNA, 1301 nt
Organism: Phragmites australis (common reed)
Lineage: Eukaryota; Viridiplantae; Streptophyta; Magnoliopsida; Poales; Poaceae
Product: homeobox-leucine zipper protein HOX20-like
Exons: 3
Coding region: 378-1193 (271 amino acids)
Biological process (GO): positive regulation of DNA-templated transcription
Cellular component (GO): nucleus
Molecular function (GO): sequence-specific DNA binding; DNA-binding transcription factor activity, RNA polymerase II-specific
Source: RefSeq, a predicted model, not a curated record
GUGGCGCACACAGUUGCGGCCAACUGAAAAUAGUAAACGGAUAGAGGAAGGAAAAAAACCACUCCACUCCAGUACUCCACGGUCCAGAGAGCGAGAGAUCAUGAGAAGCCUCAAGAACCUCCCGAUCAGCCCUCAGUUGUACUAGGAGGCGUUUGGAUCGGAGCUGGGGAAGAAGACAACCAUGGUGAUGGUCUUGGGUGGUCAGCCUGAGAACCAUCACCGGAGGCACUUACCCUGCCUCUCCCCGUCCUCCCUCCCUCGGGCGCCACUCCCCUGAUCAUAACCUGUGUGAUCCAUCAUUCUCCUUAGCUCUAGAUCAGGCCCGCCCUCUUUUCUUGGAAUCUUUGAGAAUUUCGAGUGAAACCCUUCGAUACGGCAUGAAGAGACCGAGCGGCUCCGGUUCUCGUGGCGGCGGCGGCAGUCCCGGCCUCCUUCCGAUGGUUCACUGUGAUGAUGGCUUUGUCGGCGUCGGGGUGGAGGAGGAGGCGGACGAGGACAUGGUGCUGUGCAGCGGGGGAGGGGGCGGGGGCGGGGGCGGGGAGAAGAAGCGGCGGCUGAGCACGGAGCAGGUGCGCGCGCUGGAGCGGAGCUUCGAGAUGGAGAACAAGCUGGAGCCGGAGCGGAAGGCGCGGCUGGCGCGGGACCUCGGCCUGCAGCCGCGCCAGGUCGCCGUCUGGUUCCAGAACCGCCGCGCGCGCUGGAAGACCAAGCAGCUCGAGCGCGACUAUGCUGCGCUGCGCCACUCCUACGACGUGCUCCGCGUCGACCACGAUGCCCUCCGCCGCGACAAGGACGCCCUCCUCGCUGAGAUCAAGGAGCUGAAGACAAAGCUGGGCGACGAGGACGCGGCGGCGAGCUUCUCGUCAGUGAAGGAGCCAGCGGCGUCCGACGUCGAGCCCCCUGCCGCGGCUAUGGCAGCUCAGGGCUCGUCCGAGAGCGACUCCAGCGGGGUGGUGAACGACGCUGAGAUGGCGCCGGGCAAGGUCGCGCCGGCGGCUGCCGCCGAGGCAGAGGCGGUGGUGCCGGGGACGGCGCUCCACGGCGAGGUGUUCUUCCACGGGCAGCUGCUGAAGGUGGAGGAUGACGAGGCCGCGUUCCUCGGCGACGACGACGCGGCGUGCGGGGGCUUCUUCGCCGACCUGCAGCCGCCGUCGCUGCCGUGGUGGACCGAGCCCACGGAGCACUGGACCUAAGCCGAGGCGUUCUCGAGGGGGAAUAAAGAACUCAGUAGGGGGGUUUCUGAAAUUUUUGUAAAAUGGAAUUGUACCUAGUCCUUUUUUGUCAAUUCUCCCGAACUGUCA